AUGCAUGCGCAUGCGCUGCCCCUGGGGCAGAGGGCGCAGCUGCUGAGGCCGCGAACCCUCUGGGAGCGACUCGACCUGUGGCCAUUUGCUGCUGCUGCGCUGCUGCUGCUGGCUCUCGCCAUAGGCGAGCACGAGGCAGCGGACACUGCAGCUGCAGCCGCUGCAGCUGCCGCUGCUGCAGCUUCAGCAACAGCGGCUUCGGCUGCAGCAGGAAGGAAUGCAGCGGCAGCGGCACCGCCGGCCUACGCAGCUGUAGCUGUUACUGCAAGCUCGACUGUAGGUCUCUCAGCAGGCCCGACAGAAGCUGCAGCAACUGCAGCAGCAGCAGCGGCAGUUCCUGCUGCAGCGACCGCCGCAGAUGCGAGUUCAGCAGAAACGGUGGAGGAGGCAGAGGCGCUGCCGUGGCUGCUGCAGACGCCCUGCUCAGUUUUGCUGCUGCUGCUGCUGCUCUCAUGGGGUGGCUUGAUGCUCGCCAGCAGCUGGGUGCUGCGGCUGAGGCGCUGGAAGGACUACCGGACGUGCAGCUCGGCAGCAGCAGAAGCGACGGCGAGGGGCGCAGCAGCAGCAGCAACUCACGUCUUUGUUGCUGCUGGAGCAGAAGACAAGGAGGACUUUCUUGUUCCCAUCGAGCUGCUGCAGUGCACAGCAGCAGCAGCUGCGGUUCCUGACGCAACAAAGAAGCCCCAGCACUCCAAAGAUGCGCACAGGCACCAGCACCAGCACCAGCAGCAGCAGCAGAAGCAGCAGCAGCAGCAGCAGUUUGAGCUGCUCAUAACCCUCAGGGGUCAGCGUUACUUGUACGACUUAAAGAAAGCAGAUUUCUUCCCAGUGGAGGCCCCGCAGCAUUUGCCGCUGCGCAGCUAUUUGGACUGGACAGGGCUGAUAGAGCUCCCUGCAGCAGGCGCAGCAGCAGCAGCAGCAGCGGGAACAGCAGCGGCAGCAGCAGCAGGUGGAAACAUGGAUAAGUUCGCAAAGGACGCCAGGCUGCGGUUUGGCCGCAAUUGCUGCGAAGUGCCAGUGCCUUCAUUUGGCGUGCUGCUGCAGCAGCAGCUGCUAUCGCCUUUCUUCUGCUUCCAAACAGCUUGCGUGUGUCUGUGGCUACUGGAUGGCUACUGGGGCUUCCCUUUAUUAACCCUCGUUCUGCUAAUCAUUGUCGAGGCUCAGACUGCGCUGAAGCACCGGAGGGAACUGCUGAGAGUGCGGAAGAUGCAGCAGGUGCCGCCUCGGGUGUACGUACACCGCAAGCUCUGCAGCAACAACAGCAGCACGUGCUCGUGGAAGCUCGUUGACGCAGCAGAGCUUCUGCCUGGUGACGUUUUCUGCUGGGACCUUGGCAGCAGCAGCAGCAGCAGCGGGUCCGUCCUGGCCCCAGUGGACGGUUUGCUGCUGCAGGGAACUGCUGUGAUCGACGAGUCUCUGCUGACGGGGCUUGCUGCCGUCGUCGGACAAGGGUACGGCCUGCAUAUGUUUGCUGCUGCUGCUGCUGCUGUGGUACCUCCUUUUGCUGCUGCUUCAGGAGAGGCCAUUCCCCAAGCAAAGGCGGCUCUGUCGCUAACUGCUGCAGAAGUCGGGGCUCUUGAUGAGGCCCUUGACCUCCAAGGGAAGCACAAACAGUUUGCCUUCUUUGCAGGCACUUCUUUGUUGGCUGCGGACAAUGACAAGGGUUCGGGUCUUCGCUGCUGCAGACCUCCAAAUGCCUCCCCCGUAGCCCUAGCAGUCCGCACAGGGUUCGCCACCACCGAAGGGCAGUUGCUGCGGACUUUAAUGGAAACAACGAACGCGCCGCAUUCGAGCAGCAGAGAAGGCUGGGUGUUUCUAUUCGUGCUGCUGCUGCUGGCGCUGUGCUGCUGCUGCUACGUGACGUUCACGUCUCCCGUCUCCCCCUUUUCUUACUUUUACACUACGCUGCCUCCACUGCUGCAGUUCCUGCAGCCGUCGCCCGAGCAGCUGCAGCAGGAGCUGCAGCAGCUGCAGCUGCAGCCACAGCAAUACCGCAAACCCUCCAUGUGGCGGCUGCUGUUGUCUCUCUCCCACAUCAUCACUUCUGUUGUUCCCCCGGAGUUCCCGAUGCUCCUUUCUCUCACUCUCACUGUUGGCGUUCUGCAUCUUGCCAGGGCUGGCAUCUGCUGCACAGACACGCUGAAGCUUGCUGCGGCUGGUGGAGUGCGCGUAGCUGCCUUUGACAAGACGGGCACUCUCACGUUCCACAACUAUGACUUGCUGGGCGUAUUCGGUGUUGGCAACAAACCCCAAGACCACGACAAAGAGCAGCAGCAGCAGCAGCAGCAGCAGCAGCAAUCAAAAAAGGGCUCGCCAGUCGCAGCGAACGCAGGCACAAGCAACAGGCCUUCGCUGCUGCCGAGACAGGAGCUGCCGCUGCUGACAGCUCUUGCUGUUGGCUCCUGCCACUGCCUCAGGCCUGACAGCAAAGGAGUGCUCGUAGGGGACCCUCUGGAGCUUGCUGCCUUCAAGAGCUUCGGCUGGCAGCUCACCUCCCAGAGAACCGCCGUGCUAGCAAAUGAGCGAGGAGAGGCUUCUGCUCGGGUGUCUCUGCUGCUGUGUUUCCCCUUCACGUCUAAUCUCCAGCGAACGACUUCUGUGGCGGAAUAUAGAACGACUGAAGACGUGUGGCGUGGGCCGUUGCACCAGCAGCAGCAGCAGCAGCAGCAGGGGCAGCAAGAGCUGCGCGAGCUGCUGCAGCAGAAGCCCAAAGGGUUCAUCGUUGCCGUUAAGGGGGCCCCAGAACGGAUAAAACAGUUUCUGGGGAAAGUGCCGCCUUUUUAUGACUCUAUUGCAGAUGAGCUGACUGGAAGGGGGCUGCGCGUGUUGGCUGUGGCUGCUCGCGUGUGCACGACGAACCCUCAGUCCUCUCCUCGUGAAGCCCUGGAGCGAGAUUUGCUUUUUUGUGGGUUUCUGGCUUUUGCCGCUGCAAUUAAGCCAGGAGUGCAGCAACAGCUGCAGCUGCUGCGCCGCUCUGGCCAGCAGGUGGUUAUGCUCACGGGAGACCACGCGCUGACAGCUGCUGCUGUUGCGGCUGAUGUUGGCAUCAUACACCACCCCAGCACCUGCGGGGUCCCAAGCUGCUGCGGCUGCAGCAGCAACAACAGCAGCAGCAGCAAGGAGGCUACGGGCAAGCUGCUUCCUUUGUUUCUCAGCCUCUCAGAGGCCGAAGAGACCAUCGAGACGUCCCCCGGCAGCUCACAGCAAAUGCAGCCCAGGGCUCGAAGAGCAGCAGCAGCAGAAGAGGCGGCAGCAAACGACUCCAUCUGCAGCUCAAACAGCAGCAGCAGCAGCAGCAGCGUGUUGGAAAGCAGGGUUAACCGCGUGCUGCAGUGGGUCUCCUCAGACGGCAACGUACGGCUGCCAUUUGCUGCAGCCUUGACCCCCGAGCCUUCGCAGGACUAUUCAUUUUGCGUCUGUGGCACUGUGCUGCAGCAGCUGCGGCAGCUGCAACAGCGGCAGCAGCAGUUGCGGCGGCCGGCGGUGCAGCAGCUGGAAACGGCGGAGGAGCAGGAAGCACGUUUGGGCUGCCGCGAAGAGCUGACGCUGCAACAGCAGCAGCAGCAGCAGGAGCAGCAGGAGCAGGAUGCGUCGCAGCAAGAGCUGCUGCGGCAGCUGGUGCGAUACGUGCGCGUUUUCGCUCGUCUUUCUCCCCGAGAGAAGCAGCAGGUCGUGCAUGCAUUUGCUGCUGAGGGAUUCCCCGUGCUCAUGUGUGGCGACGGGGCCAACGACAUUGGGGCACUGAAAACAGCGGCAGUGGGGGUGUCAGUUCUCUCCAGCGCGCCUUGUGCUGCGGUCUCGGCAGCAGCAGCAGCUGCUGCUGCUGCCGGCCCUGGCGCUGGCGCUGCCGGGGCUGGGCGGCCGGGUGCAGCAGGCCUUGCUGCGACUCAGCGGCAGCAGCAGCAGCUGUCGCCGCAGCAGCAGCGGCAGCAGCUGCUGGAGCGCACGCUAGAGGGGCUGGCCGGGGAAAGCACGCUGGUGCCCCUGGGCUCCGCCUCCGUUGCUGCUGCUUUCACCUGCCGGGACAGCGGCAUUGGCGUAGUGUCGCGCGUGGUGUCUGAGGGCCGCUGCUGCCUCUCUUCUUUGCUGCUGAUGCACCGCCUCAUUGCUCUAAACUGCACUGUCACUGCAUUUUCUUUGUCUGUUUUGUCUACUGACGGAGUUCGCUACAGCGACCUGCAGGCAGCCAUAGAAAGCUGCCUUUCUACGACGCUCACGCUGUGUCUCAGCGCUUCCCCAGAAGAAAACGCCCAGCAGCAGCAGCAGCAGCAGCAGCAGGUAAAGGGAUUCAUGGGGAAUAAACCCCCGCCAACUUCCGUCUUUUCUUUUUGGGGCAUUUUGUCCCUCGUGGGGCAAGGGGCCCUCCAUGUGUGGUGCCUCGCUAGGGCGUGGGUCUUGGCUCGGGCGCUGCGAGACAGCAGCAGCAGCAGCAGCGGCGGCACUAGCAGCAGCAGCAGCAGCAGCAGCAGCGAGGAUGAGGACCUGUUCAAGCCAGAUGAAGUCAACACUGCAGUUUUCUACUUAUCUCUCUGCAUGCAUCUCUCAACUUUCCUUGCGAAUUACGAGGGGGCCCCCUGGUCGCAGCCGCUGCGCCAGAACCGGCGCUUGUGGCGCAUGCUGCUGGGGGGAUUCUUGGUGCUGCUGCUGCUGCUGCUGCAGCUGCUGCCCUUUCUCAACCAAGCGCUAGAGCUUGUUCUCUUCACUGACACGCGCCUGCAGCUGCAGCUGCAGCUGCUCAUUCUUCUCGAUAUAUUUGGACCCUGGGCCAUCGCUGCUGCUUGCAGAAAGGCAGCAGCAUUUAGAGAGGGGCCUCUCAAGCCCCUACCGCUUCAGCAGGCGGCUCAGCUGCAGCAGCAACAGCAGUAG
Eimeria necatrix is the source of this 4866-nucleotide messenger RNA. RefSeq names its product cation-transporting ATPase, putative. Bases 1 to 4866 code for a protein of 1621 amino acids. Gene Ontology annotation, biological process: intracellular calcium ion homeostasis. NCBI's taxonomy places the organism in Eukaryota, Apicomplexa, Conoidasida, Eucoccidiorida, Eimeriidae. The record is from RefSeq and is a predicted model, not a curated record. Gene Ontology annotation, molecular function: P-type ion transporter activity; nucleotide binding. The transcript has 9 exons. Gene Ontology annotation, cellular component: endoplasmic reticulum membrane.